Molecule: messenger RNA, 11679 nt
Organism: Aspergillus fijiensis CBS 313.89
Lineage: Eukaryota; Fungi; Ascomycota; Eurotiomycetes; Eurotiales; Aspergillaceae
Exons: 8
Coding region: 1-11679 (3892 amino acids)
Biological process (GO): fatty acid biosynthetic process; secondary metabolite biosynthetic process
Molecular function (GO): 3-oxoacyl-[acyl-carrier-protein] synthase activity; fatty acid synthase activity; phosphopantetheine binding
Source: RefSeq, a predicted model, not a curated record
AUGCCUCCUGAGCCUAUUGCAAUCAUCGGCAGUGGCUGCCGAUUUCCCGGACAGGCCGAUUCGCCUGCCAAGCUCUGGGAAUUGCUAUCCAAGCCCCGGGACGUCCUGCGCGAGAUCCCAGCGGAUCGCUACAACGCAGCAGGCUUCUAUCACCCCGACGGCCUGCAUCAUGGCUCCAGCAAUGUGCAACAUGCAUACACGUUGACGGAAGAUGUACGGACGUUCGACGCCAGCUUCUUCCAGAUUAGCGCCAAUGAGGCGGCGGCGAUCGAUCCCCAACAGAGGCUCUUACUCGAGGUGGUCUACGAGGCACUAGAAUCCGGCGGCCUGCCCGUCGAGAGCCUCCGGGGCUCGAAUACCGCUAUCAUUGUGGGCCAGAUGUGCGCGGACUACACCGACAUUCUUACGCGCGAUAUGGAUACGAUUCCGACGUACUUUGCCACGGGAACCUCGCGUGCGAUCAUGGCAAACCGAGUCUCGUAUGCCUUUGACUGGCACGGUCCUUCCUGGACAGUCGACACCGCCUGCUCAUCCAGCCUGGUCGCUGUGCAUCAGGCCAUUCAAGCUCUGCGGACAGGCGAGUCCGGGGUUGCCGUCGCGGCGGGCUCGAAUCUUCUCCUCGGCCCGGAGCCGUACAUUGCGGAGAGUAAGUUGAAGAUGCUGUCACCCGAAGGCCGUUCUCGGAUGUGGGACGACCGUGCCAACGGUUAUGCCCGUGGUGAUGGCGUCGCUGCGAUCGUGAUGAAGAAGCUCUCAACAGCGCUGGUAGAUGGUGACCGGAUUGAAUGUGUAAUCAGGGCCACCGGCGUCAACCAGGAUGGACGCACGAAGGGUAUCACCAUGCCCAGCAGCGAGGCCCAGGCUGAAUUGAUCCGCAGCACGUACAAAGCCGGGGGCUUGGAUCUCGUCGAAGACCGGCCGCAAUUUUUCGAAGCCCAUGGCACGGGCACCAAGGCAGGGGAUCCGCAGGAGGCGCAGGCUAUCUUCAAUGCCUUCUUCGGGCCGGAAGCAGCCGGGGACGAAAAUGUCAGUCUAAAAGUUGGCUCCAUAAAGACAAUCAUCGGCCACACAGAGGCCUCCCUGGCACUUCAACAUGCUCAGAUCCCGCCAAAUAUGCAUUUUCGCACCCUGAAUCCCGAGAUUGAGCCGUAUUGGGCGCGGCUGCGGAUUCCGACUGAGCUACAACAAUGGCCAGCGCAUUCCGGCUCAACUCGCCGUGCUAGUGUGAACAGCUUUGGGUUUGGUGGAACUAACGCCCACGCUGUCCUGGAGAGCUAUUCGGCAACCCAGAAGGAACGCACCAACCGCAGUGAAUCCAUCAUCAUGCCAUUCGUCUUCUCUGCCCAAUCCGAAUCAGCUCUAGCAAACAUGAUGGAAAGGGUUGCGACUCACAUUCGGCAGCAUCCCAACACCAACCUCGCGGAUCUCGCGUGGACAUUGUAUCUGCGUCGGAGUUUGUGGCCAAUCCGAGCUUCCUGUUCCGGAACAAAUGCCAUGGACCUGGUCAACAGCAUCGUUGGCAGCGCGGAUAGAAUCCGGACGAGCAACCAGUCUCCAGUCAUGAAACCUGCGACUAUCGGUCAGGCACAGCCACGAGUGCUGGGCAUCUUCACUGGGCAAGGAGCGCAGUGGCCCACGAUGGGACGGGAACUGAUCACAAGCUCCCCCUGGCUGGAACGUCGCGUGGACGAGCUCGAACUAGCCCUAUCUCGUCUCCCGGAGUCGGAUCGUCCGACGUGGUCCCUGAAGGAGGAGAUGCUCUCUGCGGCCGCCAAGGUUGGCGAAGCACGCCUCUCGCAGCCGCUAUGUACAGCGGUCCAGAUCUUGCUGGUGGACUGCCUCAAAGCAGCUGGGAUGGAGUUUUCCGCCGUGGUCGGGCACUCCUCGGGCGAGAUUGGCGCCGCAUAUGCCGCCGGAUGCAUCUCGGGCGAGGCGGCCAUGUGGAUCGCGUACUAUCGCGGCGUCCACACCGCGCAGGCAGGCGGCCAACGGGGGGAGCCGGGCGGGAUGCUUGCGGCUGGAACGUCGAUGGAAGAUGCCCAAGAGCUCUGCAGUCUGCCUACCUUCGCGGGCAGACUGACCGUCGCUGCUAGCAACUCAGCGGCGAGUGUGACCUUGUCCGGCGAUAAGGAUGCAAUCAACCACGCGCACCUGGUCUUCCAGGAUGAGAAGAAGUUUGCACGCCCUUUGAUUGUUGACAAGGCAUAUCAUUCACAUCACAUGCGGCCUUGCUCCGGCCCAUAUGGGAGCUCCUUGGAGGCAUUAUGCAUCCAAUUCCAACAGCCUCGCUGCUCGUGGUACUCAAGUGUGUAUGGCGGCAAUCGUAUCAGCGGUGCUGAGGGACUGGACGGGCCAUAUUGGGUCGAGAACAUGUGUCGUACGGUGCUGUUCUCCCAGGCACUCACCAACGCCAUCCAGCAGUGCGAUGAUUCUUAUCACCUGGUUCUCGAGGUGGGCCCGCACCCAGCGCUGAAGGGACCAGCAACCGCGACUAUCCAGGACACCCUCAAACGCGAGCUCCCCUACACAGGGCUACUCCAGCGAAAUUCCCAUGAUACCAAAGCCUUUGCCGAUGCUAUGGGGUUCAUCUGGGGACUGCUUGGACGCGACACCUUGGAUCUUCCCGCGCUACAAGCCGCCUUUUCGGAUACAGAUGGCAGAUAUCAGCUCGUCCCGAACCUACCGUCCUACCCCUGGGAUCAUAGUCGUCCCUUCUGGCAUAAAUCGCGUGUCAUACACCACGACCUGUUCCGUGAGACCUUCCCACAUCCCCUCCUUGGCAACCGUCAGACAAGCAACCCGGAUCAUGUCCAGUGGCGGAAUAUCCUUUCCCUCGGGGAGAUUCCGUGGCUCAGGGGUCAUUCUUUACAGGGCCAGACCAUUUUCCCUGCUUCAGGGUACAUUUCGAUGGCAGUGGAAGCAAGUAAAGCGGUGGUCGGCCCUGAGGACAAGAUAUCCCUGGUAGAGAUUCUUGACCUGGUCAUCGAUCGGCCAAUCACAUUUGAUGAGGAAGAUGCUGGAGCAGAGGUGGUCGUGACACUGGCGAACAUCGCGCGUGGGUCGCAAGAAGGCCCCGAUAGACUCUUGACUGCCACCUUCAACUGCCACACCACGGCUGGCCGGGAAUCCAGAUCGCUCAUCAUGGCAGCGCACGGCCGUGUCUGUCUCACACUGGACAAUCCUCGCCAAGACACCCUUCCUUCGGCACGCCAGGUGUUCGAGGAUGUUAUCCAGGUGGAGGGGGAAAGGUUCUACGACGGACUCAAAGAGCUCGGCUAUGACUACACCGGGCCCUUCAGAGCACUAGACCACCUGGCACGAUAUCUCAAUCUCAGCACCGGAGUUGUCCAUGAGCCUACGUCCGACACCGAAGUUCUUCCCGGCGUACUCGUUCACCCGGCUAUGCUGGACGCCUCCUUCCAGUCAGUGUUUCUGGCCUACAGUUGGCCGGGAGAUGGCCGUCUCGCAUCGCUGCACGUCCCGACAAGCAUCAAACGCGUGCAGAUAAAUCCGGACUUGUGUGCGACUCCGGACAGGAGAUUUUAUUUUCAUACCGAAUCCGGGGAAGGAGUGAAGGCAUCGAUAAGUGGAGAUAUCACGUUGUCGCGCACAGUUGGUGAGCCCGCCGCAAUUCGAGUCGAGCAGAUUACCGUCAUUCCAGUUGUGCCACCGACGGCUGCCGACGACAGGGCGCUUUUCGCCAGUGAAAUCUGGGAGAAUGCCAAUCUUGCCGACCCCGCCCUGCUUGCGUCUUCACCCUCGGUAGCGGAGGAACGGAGGGGAAAAGGCAUCAUUAUGUUGGCGACCAGGCAUCUAGUAGACACGGAUAGCUUCGAUAACCCCGCUGACCGCUAUGCUGCUGGCAUCGCUCGAGUCAAGAGCCGUCUGCUUGCACUCACCGAGACACUCGAGAUGGGCCCUAGUCCGAGCGAGGGAAUAGACUCCGCUGCUGCUGGACAGCGCGAUGGGUCCCACCACCACGAGAACAUUGAUCUAAGUAUCUUGGCUGACACGGUAAACUUCCUGUCACAGGGCGAUCAAGGCCAAACUUCGAGCCAUGUGCAGACGCUUUGGGAAAGUGGAUUGCUCUCCGAAUACUUUCAGCGAGGUCUGGGGGUGGCCGGCACUAAUAAUCAGCUGGUCCAGCUGCUUCGCCGUCUGUCACAUCGGUAUCCAGCAAUGAAUAUUGUUGAGUUCAAUUACGACCUGGAUGUCGAAGAGCAGGGCUUCGCAGCCAAUCAGACUGACCUGAUUAUCGCCACCUUGGUAAUGAGUGAUAUCUCGGUUGACAAAAUGCUCAACGCCGCUAGACGCCUGCUCCGCCCCGGAGGUUAUCUCUUUUUGCAGGCGGUUGGAGAGGUGGCCCGGUUUGACCUUUACAGUGACAUAGCCGAGACCAUGCCCCUGACUGUUCCAGAAUGGCAUCGUCAGCUUCGACAACACGGGUUCGCCGGCAUAGACGCGCUGUCCCCAUUCUCGGCAGGUCAGCCACUGAGUAUCAUUGUCAGUCAGGCAACGAACGAGCGGGUCGGACUCCUGCGCCAACCACUACUCAGCACUCCAUCCGACCUGGGCCUCCCAGAAGUCGUCUUGCUGGGGGGGGUCAGUAUGUCCACACUCAAACUCGUCGAGGACCUUUCGGUCCAUCUAUCCUCCAAGUGUCCCCGAAUCACGAGACGCGACUCUUUGGCUGACUUGAUCGACAACCCGGUCAAUGCCCUCAGCACCAUCAUUUGUCUCGUUGAUUUAGACAGUCCGGUCUUCAAGAACCUUCAAGAUGGUACUUGGAGCGCACUGAAGACGCUGUUUGACCAGUCGCAGAAUAUUCUCUGGCUGCUGCGCGGGGCGCGCAGCAGCGAGCCAUACUGCAAUGCCACGGUCGGCUUUGGGCGGACGGCGGCGCUCGAGAUGCCGCAUAACAUCGAGGCCGCCGACGCGCGAGUCAUCGCAGAGCAUGCUUUGCGGCUCUGUCUCCUCGGGAAGGGAGUGCCAGAUGCUGCCAGGGCUUCGUCAGUGCUCUGGUCGAACGAGCCCGAGCUGUUGAUUGAAGAGGGCAAGACAUAUAUUCCUCGGGUUGUUCCGCACAAGGCGCAAAACGAUCGGUACAAUGCGUCAAGAAGGCCCGUCGUGCGGUCCGUUAAUCCUUCGGAGACGGCAUUAUGCUUGCAGAGAGAUGUGUCGGGAGAGACUACGAUUCACCUGGACCACCACGCACCUAAGUUGUCGCCAGAAGACAAGAGGUUGCUGGUCGACGUGAUUUAUUCCGCCGCACAACCGCUCACUCUCGGAUCCGGCGAGAAUCGAUACCUUGUCUUCGGCCGUUGCAAUGCAUCGAACAGGACACUCUUCGCAUUGGUUCCGAGAUUAGCCAGCCGGGUUGUCGUGGAGGAAGAGCUCUGCAUUCUUCAUGGAGAAAAGAACCGAGAGGCGACCCCCGCUGAUCUCAUACUGACUAGGUAUUUGGCAAUGAACCUGAUCAUACAAGGUCGCUUGGGCGACAGUGUUGCGAAAAACAGCGUCGUCGUUGCUUUCGCGGCCGAUUCCAUUUCCCGAACCAUUCUCUCCAGGUGGGCGCAGGUUCGGGGAGACAAGAUAAGCUGGGCCACAAACACCGAGUCCGCUGAUUUAUGUGACAUCGUUGUUCAUUGCAGAGCUAAUGAUCGCGAGUUGAGGGCAUCAUUCCCAGUCCGACCGGCAGUUGUUCUCGACUUUUCGAUCUCGCCACAGCGUGACUCCCCAGCCCGUCGUCUCUCGAGCAUGUAUGAUUGCCGGCUUGUUGAGAUGCAGCGCACACGAGGCGCAGGAGCCUGUAAACUUCCCCACAAAAGCGGUGUGAACGCACUCCAGCGAGCGUACGAGCAGAUCCACAUCGACUGGACUGGCGAUGCUACUCCUUCCUCCGAAAAUCUGGUCAACAUAGCGGAGCUGCCGCAAACCCUCGCUUCCCCUUAUGCUCUGAUCGAUUGGCGGGCACAAUCAGUCGUAGCGCAGCUGGACCCUGCUGACGCACAACCUUUGUUCCAUGCCGAUCGGGCGUAUUUGCUUGUAGGUCUAACCGGUGGUCUGGGUUUGUCGCUUUGUGAGUGGAUGGUCCGGCGGGGAGCUCGACACCUAGUCGUCACCAGUCGGAAUCCAAAAGUGGAUGAGCGGUGGAUACGAUCCCUUCGUCGCGAGGGAGCAGUGGUCACUGUCGUUGCCAGUGACAUCGCGCAACGUCAAUCGAUAGAGUCCCUGUACGAGGACCUCAGGAAAACAGCACCACCCAUCGCCGGCGUAGUCAACGGAGCUAUGGUACUUCGGGACUCCUCGAUCUAUGACAUGGACGCCGAGAAGAUGCGGACAGUGCUGCGGCCCAAGAUUGACGGUAGCCGGUACCUCGAUUCAAUCUUCGAUGGGCGCCACCCUCUGGACUUCUUUGUCAUGCUUUCGUCAUUGACGGGCGCUUGUGGCAACAGCGGGCAGGCGAACUACACCGCAGCCAACAUGUUCAUGGCCGGGCUUGCGGCGCAACGCAAAGAGCGGGGCCUGGCGGGCUCAGUGAUCGAUAUCGGGGCCAUGAUGGGCGUGGGCGUGCUGGUGCGCGACCGUAGCUACGCCCUCCAGGUGCAGUUGCGUGACUACGGCUACCUCUGGAUGUCGGAGCACGACUUCCACCAGAGCUUUGCCGAGGCCAUUUUGUCCGGCAGACCAGACAACACGCUGGAGAACCCGCAGGUGCUGGCGGGCAUCCGUCUUUGCCGCAGCGAUCAGUUGGGGACCGUGCAGUGGGCGCGGAAUCCUCGCUUCUGCCACUGUAUUCUGCCAAGUGAUUCAGUCUCGUCGUCCGCCCAGGGACAAGUGCAGUCAGCGAUUCCCCUUGCCACGCGUGUAGCGGAGGCGGCUGACGCGGCGGAUAUUCGCCAGAUGGUGGAGGAUGCCUUUCUGCGCAGACUGGUAAUGGCGCUGUCUUUGCCCGAACUCGAGGAUACUUCGGCUCGCACGCGACUGCUCAGUCAGGACGUGGAUGAGCUGGGAGUUGACUCGCUUGUGGCGGUAGACAUUCGGUCGUGGUGGCUGCGUGAGCUGCGCGUGGAUAUGCCUGUCUUGAAGAUUAUGGGAGGCACUGCAAUCGCCGACUUAAUUGCAUACGCAGUCAAGCAGCUCCAGCCUGCAGCUGUGGAAGGGAGUGUUCAUGAACCGUCUAUGGACUUAGCAGAGCAAAGUGUUAAGCCCUCGAAGCAGGAUGAGGAGAUUUCCGGCCAGACUGAAGGAGAGGCUGCAUCCAUACACUCCCCAACGAGCUCCGAGUCCGAGGAGGAUGUGACAUCGACUCCUCUGGACAGCUCCAGACCGUCCACAACCACCAGUGAGCCGGAUAUCACCAAGCCUGAGCCUCCAUCUGUUCUACAUCGUGUGCCAAUGUCUUAUGGACAACGCCGAUUCUGGUUCUUGUCUAGCUAUCUUGAAGACAGGACAACUUUCAACAUAACCUGCUUGAUCCGACUCGAGGGAGCGCCAGCAACGGACGCCCUGGCGCGAGCUGUCCAUGCAGUUGGCACGAGACACAGCGCCUUGCGAACUUGCUUCUUUGGGGGAGAAAACGGCGAAACUUGGCAAGGAAUUCUGCCCGAAUCCACCUUGGUAUUGGAACAGGGCUCUGUAUGCAACUACGAUGAAGCUGUUGAGCAGUUCCAUCUCAUGCACGCGCACGAAUACAACCUCACCUUAGGCGAAAGUAUGCGUAUCAUGUUCUUGUCUGGGCGGGCUCAGUCCCACUACCUCCUUGUCGGAUACCACCACAUCAACAUGGACGGCAUUAGUCUGCAGGUGAUCUUGAAAGAUCUCGAGGCAGUCUACAGCGGAAAGGGCUUAGAGCCCGAACCUCUGCAGUAUCACCAAUUCUCUUCUUGGCAGCACGAGCAGGUAAAGAGCAAUGAGGUCCAAUCUGACAUUCAGUACUGGAGGAACGAGCUGCAGGAAAUGCCACCAGUUCUCCCUGUUUUAUCGGUCUCCACACGCUCGACGCGCCAGCAGAUGCUCCACCACGACGUCGUCAUCGGGGUGGCCGACGGGAACAGAAAUCAUCUCAGCGGCGCUGCUGACAGUGUAGGCUUCUUUUUGAACCUUUUACCAGUCCGUUUACGUGCAGAUGGCCGGUCUCUAUUCGCUGAGGCCCUAGAAGAGGCACGUAUUCAAGCGCGUGCGGCACUUGCGCAUUCCAGAGUCCCCAUCGACGUGCUAUACAACGAGCUGCAGAUCACGCGAUCGUCAUCAUACACUCCUGUAUUCCAGGCGUUCGUGAACUACCGCCAAGGGGCGCAAGAGAGUCUUCCAUUCGGUGAUUGCCGGCUGGAGGCUGAUAAGUAUGAGAUCGGGAAAACAGGGUACGACAUCAGCUUGGAUGUGAUCGAGAACGCGCAGUCCGACGCCACAAUCAUGUUUGUGACCCAGAGCUAUCUAUAUUCGGCGGAGCAAACCGAGGUCCUCGCAGCCAGCUUUCGGCAGCUGCUCAGUGAAUUCAGCCACAAUCCGGAUAUCCGGCUAGAUGAAGUGCAGCCGUACCCAGUUGCGGAUCUUGAUAAAGCCAUCGCCUUGUCACAGGGUCCGAAAUAUGCGAUAAAGUGGGAAGGCACCCUGGUAGACCGCGUCGACGAAAUGAUUGCCCGGUCUCCCGCACGGCCCGCAAUCGAGGAUGCGUCAUUGUCUCUGACAUACGCGGAGAUGUCAGUCCGUGUGCACACCAUCGCUGCGCUUCUCUUGAGGAACGGUGUCUCUUCAGGCUGGAAAGUCGCCGUGUUUCAACACCCAACCACUGACUGGGUCUGCUUCUAUGUUCCGUUUGACCCUAAACUUUCGUUGCCUCGACUCCAGCAAGUUGCCCAAAGCUGCAAGCCAGAAGCGGUGUUAUUUCACUCAGCUACUGCAAAGGACGUCUCUGAGCUGCUCAUAGGACAGCCUGACGUGAUAAGCAUCGACAUUGCAGGGGCAGGCAUCAUGAAUUCGACCACGGUCGCGAAUCGAUCAAGGCCAGAUUCCGCCAUGUUCAUCCUAUACACGAGUGGCUCCACUGGCCAGCCGAAGGGAGUCAUCCUCCCCCAUUCGGCAUUCGCUCACAAGAUCGAAACGUCAAGCGAACUGUUCACGCUUAGCUCAGAAAUGGCCAUGCUUCAGCAAAGUGCGCUAACGUUCGACAUGUCCGUUGCGCAAGCCUUCAUGACCAUAUGCAACGGAGGUCGCCUGUUUGUCCUCCCAAGAGAAUACCGUGGUGACCCAGCUUCGAUUGUCAAUCGGAUUCUGGAGCACGAAUUGACUCAUACUAUGGCAACUCCCUCGGAGUACGAAAGCUGGCUCCAACUCGCAAACUCCCUGCCGGAGCAAGGGUCAGCCCUUGCCAAGUCCGCAUGGCAGGUUCUCUUUUCGGGCGGUGAAAAGAUCAGCGACAGCCUCAAGCAUGAGCUCCGGACGCUGAACAAGCCGGACCUGCAGUUACAGAAUGUUUACGGCCCAACGGAAGUGAGUAUAUUUUCGCACUCGUUCGAGGUCGACUACCUCUCACCAUCUAACAAACCCAUACCUUUGGGCCCUGUGAAUGUGAACUACUCGGCUUUUGUGGUGGGCCGAGAUCUGAAGCCGGUGCCCGUGGGGGUGCCGGGCGAAAUUCUCAUUACCGGCCCUGGGAUUGCGCUCGGCUACCUGAACAACGAGGAUUUGACACGUGAAAAAUUUGUCCACUUUACGCUGCCGCAGUCCGGCUCAUUCAGCGGCAGGGACCGGACUGUGCGAGGUUAUCGCACCGGUGACCGCGGCAGGUUGCGACCGGAUGGGAUCUUAGAUUUCGAAGGCCGGAUUGGUGGUGACACGGAAAUCAAGCUGCGGGGUCUGCGCAUGGACCUAAACGACAUCGAAUGCGCACUGCUUGAGGCGGCAAAAGGAUGGCUAACGACAGUCGUCGUCACGGCCCAAGGGGACACUGACUCUCAGUACCUGUUAGCACAUGUGGUGUUCCAUCGUAAACAGCAACAGCAGUUGAGUGCGGACGAGCAAAAAGCAUUCGUGGAUGCUCUCACGCCACGCUUGCCCCUGCCCCAGUAUAUGUGGCCCGCAGCAGUUGUUAUUGCCGACUCCUUGCCUGUCAACUCCCAUGGCAAGGUAGACCGUCGCGCGAUCGAGGCCCUACCUUAUCAUGUCACUGCUCCCAUCCGAACCGCCGAUCCUGACUCCGGCGUUAAUGAAGCAGAGGCACACCUCCGAGUGCUGUGGGAGGAGGUCUUACCUCGGGCAGUAGCCCAGCUGCAUCACAUCGGCCCCAAGUCGGACUUCUUUCACGUUGGGGGGAACUCAAUGCUUCUUGUGAAACUGCAGCAAUCAAUCACUCGGGUCUUUGGUAGGAAACUCGCGCUCGUUGAGCUAUUCGAGCGGACAACUUUAGCCCAGAUGGCCGCGUAUAUCACCAAGCCCAAUGCCACCGAGAAGCCGUGGGACGAGAUCGACUGGGCACAAGAAACAGCCCUCGACGCCAACGUCACCGCAGCCCAGCCACCGCGGCCCCACCCACGCUCGCAGCACCACGGCCGGAAAACCAUCAUCCUCACCGGCGCCACGGGGUUCCUGGGCCAAGUCCUCCUUGAACAACUCCUCGUCGACCCCAGCAUCGAAAUGAUCCACUGCAUCGCCGUCCGCGACCCCUCUCGCUUGUCCGGCCGGAUUCCCUCCAACUCCACGUCCCGGGUGGCCAUCCACUCUGGCGACCUCGCUCUCCCUGCAUGUGGGCUCGAUUCCGCAACCAGCGACCGCAUCUUCGCAUCGGCCGACACCAUCAUCCACAACGGGGCCGACGUUCACUUCCUGAAAGCCUACCCGGUUAUGCGCGCCGUCAACGUCGCCUCCACCAAAUGGCUCGCGUACCAGGCCCGCACGCACGGCCUGGCCCUGCACUUCGUCUCGACCGCCAGCGUGAUCCAAUUCGCGCCCCGGGCCAGCAUCCGCGGCGGCACGGGCGGAUUUCCAGCGACCUCCGUCGCAGCCUUCCCCCCACCGACCAUCCGCGGGGGCUACGCAGCCAGCAAAUGGGUGAGCGAAGUGUAUCUCGAACAGGCCAGCCGGCAAUGGGGCGUGCCCGUGCACAUUCACCGGCCGACGGCAAUCACGGGGCCCGACGCCCCUGCGCAGGAUAUCUUCCACAACGUGGUGCGGUUCUCGCGGGCGCUCCGAGCCGUUCCGACAGGUAUCAUUAAUACACUUGCGAAUUUUCCUGACCAGCAACCGCGACGGGGCCAAUCGAGCGGCCCGGCCCCCGGUGGAACCCAUCGUUCCGUCGGGAACGGCAGGUCCGCGCCCACUGCGGGCCUCCUGCUGUGCCAGAGCCUCCAAAACCGACAUAUACGUCCCCGGAGCGGAGAGAACAUGGCCCGCACCUGUCAACAGAAUCUCCACCCCGCGAUCGAUGCGUUCGAGCAAAUCGCAGCUCAGCUGCAAGACGGUGGUGAUCUGCAAUACUCCAUCCAACUUCAACGUCGACCCAUUCAAGUGCACAUCGGAGAAAGGCACGGGGCCCGGGAAAUUGUCCAGGACCGCGAGUGGACCGGUCAGAUUGCCGGCGGGGGUGUAUCGCGCCACCAAGGAUCGGACCGAGGUAUACAGAUCAGUGAGCACGCUGCGGUGCAGGCGGAGAAGCAGUACGUGGCAGGUUGCGAUGAUUAG